GAAUGUACGGUUGUGAAGCCCAUGCUUUAUUAUUAUCAAUGGUAUCAUAGAACCACAUCCUUUCAAACACUCUUCCUCUUUUUUAAUCACAGCUACACUUGUGAGAAAUCAGUUGUUUACAAUGUGAAACAAGGAAGCAGUGGAAACUUGAUGGAUAUGAAGUCCCAUAUGGAUCAACUUGUUACGUAUGUUAAACUGUUUUAGUUUUGUGAAUAUAGAAAGUUUUCUAUAGAAGAUUAUUAUGUAUAUAUUUUUGUGUAUGAACAUGGACAACAAUUCAAAACAUUUUAAAACUCCAAAAUUAUUAAAUUGGAUAGAAAAUAAACUAAUACCUAAAUUAAAUUACCAGUAAUGAAUAAUGAUUUACUAGAAGAAUAAAUACUAAAUACUUACCAUUAAUAAAUAUGGAAAGUUCUCUGUAGAAAAAUAUAUAGAAGAUCGUCUGUGUCUGUGUCUUGGAUCCGACGGCCUCCUCAACCUCAUCAGCGGCAUCGCCCGCAGCUUCCACCCCCGGUCGUCCUGCCACGCCAACCGAGCACGUUUCUAAUGCCGCGGCACCUGUCAGCUCUUCAUCCUUCUGUGAGCUGCCAGCGUCGAUGCCAGGGGUGGCGGACCUUGUCAUUGAGAAUGGCAAGCUCAAGGAUCAGGUACAGCAGCUUAAGGAUCAGCUGAAGUGUGUCCUAGACCACUCAAUAGAAUCAGACACACGACUGCUGCAGUACACAGAUCAGGUGUUCGUGGCUAAUUCCUCGCGGCUUGACUCUCCGAGCCGCGCCUCCGCGACCGACUGCGGAGUACAGUGUGACCUGCUUUCCGACUGCAGGGACCAGCGCUGUGCUGACACCAGGGACCUCGUGGGCAGCCUCAAGGUCACCAUUGAGGUUCUGGAGGCUGAGCUGCAGUGCCUGAAGGAGGGGGCGGCGCGUUGCGAGUGUGGAGGAGGAGUGCUGGAGACGGAAUGGACUAUCAACAGCAGGAAACGCCUUCCGAUUACUUCGGAGAACAGGGAUGCCGCAGAAAGCGGUAAUUCAGAGAAAGAACCUCCCAAAUCCCAGAGGCGGAAGACUGAUGACGGGCGACAAAAACGGCGAAGAAAGAAGAAACGAGCCAUAAAAACCUCUAAACACCUUAACGCCUUAUCAGACCAUCAGACCAACCGCAAAACUCCACUGUCCUUCUCUUCCAUCCUCAUAGACGGAGACAGCCACAGCCGCGGUCUGGCUGGUCUGGUGCGGCGGAUGGUGGCCCGAGGGACUGCGGUGCAAGGAGUUUGCAAGCCGGGAGCUAAACUCCAAGAAGUGGCGUCCGACACCCCACCUCCAGCGGAUAGUUGUUGCGCCAUCAUUGCCGGCACUAACGAUGUUGCCGCCGGUCAGCAGGUGAACAUCUACCAACACCUGGAGCGGCGCAUCACCAGCAAGCUGAGGACUGCCGGCGGGGUUGUCGUCGCUACUCUGCCCCAGAGACACGACCUGCCUGCGAGCCAUCCUGUCAACCUGGAGACCGCGCGAGUAAACUCGUACAUCGAGGAGCUGUGCGUGAGGCAUCGUGGGACAGAAGUACUCGACUUCAGCCUCAUCGGCAGAGAGGCCUUCACACCGCACGGGAUGCACCUCAAGCCCACACACAAACACCUGCUGGCCGAGCUGCUGCUGGAGUGUGUGCAAAGGUUGGACCACGCAGUCACCCCGGCCCUGGCAUCGCCCGCUAGCCCCUGCGGGCCGCCGCCGCCGGCCCAGCCGGGAUCGCCCGCCGCCCAUGUGUCGCCAGCUUCUCCUGAACCACCGGUCCGGACCAUGGCCUACGACACCUUCGCCGAGGCGGUGAAGAGGCAACGCCCAGCCAACCUCCAGUGCGGUGAUGAUUCUGGACAAAAAAAACUGUCGGUUUUUAACCAAUGUAAAAGAAGGAUAGACACAUCAGAACCAGAGCGUCAAAAUUUGCGACAAACAUUCCACAGAAAACAUCAAACCAACAAAAUUCAAAAUUCAACCAAAAUUUUCUCGGUUGUGCAUCAAAAUGCACAGACUGCCACCAACAAAGCAGACGAGCUGUCGCUCAUGGCACGCGAACUGCAUCCUGACGUUUUUGUUAUUUCUGAACAUGGUUUCAAACCUGAAACAGUCAGACUGUUCAGGAUUGACAACUAUAAAUUGGCAACAUCUUACGAUCGAACUCAUUUUAAAGGGGGAGGUGUGGCAAUUUUCGUAAAAUCUGAUAUUGAAUUCCUUCCACACAAGUUGACUCACAGUUGUGAUUUAGAUUUUGAAGUGGAUGGAAUAAAAAUCGGCCUGAAUUCUGAUGAUAAAAUUACAACUAUUGGUUUAUAUCGUUCUCCAAACGGAUGCAGCAAUAUUUUUUUGAAAAUUUUGAAAAUCUUCUAAAUUCUAUCUGUUUGAAGUCGUCCAAGUUUAUCAUAACUGGCGACUUUAACAUUGAUGUUUUAGACCACACCAACCCCCUGACCCAGCGGCUACGCGACAUCCUAAAUUCUUUCGGAUUGAUCUGGUCAGUAAACACGCCAACACGAGUGACCGCCACAUCGA
Molecule: messenger RNA, 2546 nt
Organism: Homalodisca vitripennis (glassy-winged sharpshooter)
Lineage: Eukaryota; Metazoa; Arthropoda; Insecta; Hemiptera; Cicadellidae
Exons: 2
Coding region: 597-2384 (595 amino acids)
Source: RefSeq, a predicted model, not a curated record